UCUAACGGGAAUAUUGUGUCGAUUGAUUUGGAUUGAGUCGAACCCUUCAAUGACUUCAAUGUUUUUUUUUUCGUCUUCAAUAAUAUUAUGUGUUAUUUGUGUUAUGUUUUGAUCUAUGAUUUCAAUGACUAUUAUAUAUAUAAAUAAAAAUGUUUUGCCAUUCAAUGAGUGACUGAUUUUAGAGGGAAAACAACUAAUCAAUCAAUUGAUGGAUAAAUUAACUGACAGUUCAUCGACGGCUAACACGAAGAAGUGUACGUCAACUGAUGUCAACAGUGAUGGUAACGAUAGUCGAGGAUUUGAAAUUAAUUUGACUGAAAUUCAACGAGAUUUACGACGACUGCAAGUGACCAACGACUCGGAUCAGGUCAGCCACGAUGCGGUGGUGGCCAACAUCGGUGGUAAUAAACAUGACUCUUCUUCCAUCAAUUCUCAUCACAACAACAAUAGUUGUAAUUAUUUUACACUGAAAUCGACUCCGUAUUCACCGAAACUCAGUUGUCACGAAAGGAGACAAUCGUUUAGUGCUGUACGUCGUCUUCAUAGGUCUCAUCCGCCGCCGUCAGCUCAGCCAUCGACGUCGUCGUCGUCAUCGCUGAAAAUGGGAACAGAUUCUCAAAAACAACAGUCUUCCGAUGUCAACGAAAAUACAAUUGUCAGCAAAGAAGUCGAUAAUACAAUUGUCAGCACUUCUACUACUGAGACACCAAUUUAUUGUGAUUUCAAAGAUUUGGCCAUCAAUUCAGUUAAAGAUUCGGACAGCAAUGACAGGUCAGAAAAUGACGACAAAAUCUUGUAUUUUAAAAAACACUUCCGACUCGAGUCUUCGGCUACUGAAUGGCGCGAAAAAACUACUACUACUAUCACCGAUACUACUACUACUACCGCUAAACCGUCGGUGAAUGUCAACAGCUGUGGCGUUGAAAAUUGUAUUAGACUUAAGCCGAAUAAGAUUCGUAAGUUGCGAUUCAAAGACGACAAGACGUGCGCCCGACAGGCCUUAUGCGACUCGAGUCUCGGUCCGACUGGUUAUCCAUCGGGCGAUGAAUCAGUUGAAGAGUUGGCCGCCUAUUUCGAUGACACACUGUAUUUGCCGCGAAAGAUGUCGUUUAUGGCUCGAUCUAUAUAUUCAUAAAAACGAUUAUUUUCUCUGUUUUUUUCUUCUCUCUCUUUCUUAAUUUUUUGCUAUUAAUAACACAUAAUA
Oppia nitens is the source of this 1204-nucleotide messenger RNA. RefSeq names its product serine-rich adhesin for platelets-like. The coding region runs from base 209 to 1135 and encodes 308 amino acids. The transcript has 2 exons. The record is from RefSeq and is a predicted model, not a curated record. NCBI's taxonomy places the organism in Eukaryota, Metazoa, Arthropoda, Arachnida, Sarcoptiformes, Oppiidae.